This is a messenger RNA of Syzygium oleosum, 1696 nucleotides long. Its product is annotated as 3-ketoacyl CoA thiolase 1, peroxisomal-like. The transcript is spliced from 14 exons. Gene Ontology annotation, cellular component: peroxisome. Bases 48 to 1448 code for a protein of 466 amino acids. The record is from RefSeq and is a predicted model, not a curated record. Gene Ontology annotation, biological process: phenylacetate catabolic process; fatty acid beta-oxidation. Gene Ontology annotation, molecular function: acetyl-CoA C-acyltransferase activity. NCBI's taxonomy places the organism in Eukaryota, Viridiplantae, Streptophyta, Magnoliopsida, Myrtales, Myrtaceae.
UCACAGCCACGGCAAUCCGCCCAUCUCACAGAAGAUCCUACAGAGAGAUGGAGAGAGCGGUCGAUAGACAGAGAGUCCUGCUUCAACAUUUACUGCCCUCUUCUUCAUCUGGGUCUCCUUCUCACGCCCCACGAUCGGCCGGUGUUUCCGCCUCGGCAUGUGCUGCUGGGGACCUCGCAGCCUACCAUAGGACAGCAAGUUUUGGCGAUGAUGUGGUGAUUGUGGCCGCGUAUCGCACGGCCAUUUGCAAGUCCAAGCGCGGGGGUUUCAAGGACACCCUUCCCGAGGAUCUGCUCGCCCCUGUUCUGAGGGCUUUAGUGGAAAAGACCAACUUGAAUCCUGCAGAGGUCGGGGAUAUAGUCGUUGGCACGGUCUUAGCUCCUGGAUCGCAAAGGGGAAUUGAGUGCAGGAUGGCAGCAUUCUAUGCCGGUUUCCCCGAUACUGUGCCACUCCGAACUGUCAACAGGCAAUGCUCCUCUGGCCUGCAGGCGGUUGCUGAUGUUGCUGCUUCCAUUAAAGCUGGUUUUUAUGACAUUGGAAUUGGGGCUGGAUUGGAGUCGAUGACUGUAGACCAAGUUCGCGGAGUUCCUAAAGUCAACCCAAGAGUACACAGCUUUGCACAAGCGCGGGAUUGUCUUCUUCCAAUGGGGAUCACUUCUGAAAAUGUGGCCCAGCGUUUCGGCGUGACCAGACAAGAGCAAGACCAGGCUGCUGUUGAAUCUCAUAGGCGAGCUUAUGCUGCCACGCAAUCAGGGAAAUUCAAAGACGAGAUCAUUCCUGUAUCUACAAAGAUUGUUGAUCCAAAAACUGGAGAGGAGAAGCCAGUCACGAUUUCCAUUGACGACGGUAUCCGACCAAACACGAAUAUGAAUGACUUAGCAAAGCUGAAGCCCGCCUUCAAAAAGGAUGGGGCAACAACAGCUGGGAAUGCUAGUCAAGUGAGUGAUGGAGCUGCGGCUGUACUGCUAAUGAAGAGAAUUUUGGCUGUGCAGAAGGGGUUGCCCAUUCUUGGUGUUUUCAGGAGUUUUGCGGCUGUUGGUGUGGAUCCUGCUGUCAUGGGAAUUGGUCCUGCUGUUGCCAUUCCUGCUGCAGUAAAGUCUGCCGGGCUCGCGCUCGAUGAUAUUGACCUUCUUGAAAUAAAUGAGGCAUUUGCAUCUCAGUACGUGUAUUGUUGUAAAAAAUUGGAGCUUGAUCCAGAAAAAGUCAAUGUUAAUGGGGGUGCCAUAGCUUUUGGGCAUCCUUUGGGCGCUACAGGUGCACGAUGUGUAGCGACUCUUUUGAAUGAGAUGAAGCGUCGGGGUAGAGACUGCCGCUUUGGAGUAAUAUCAAUGUGCAUAGGUUCAGGUAUGGGUGCAGCGGCAGUUUUCGAGAGAGGGGACUGUGUCGACGAACUAUCCAAUGCUCGAACUGUCGAGAUAAACAACCUCCUGUCUAGGGAUGCUCAGUAGAUGCGAGUGGGUUUAUUAUCUAUGAGUUUGAGAUUGGUGAGGUGUCAGUCUUUUCAAUUUCAAACGCAAUAAGACCCCAAUAAAUGGCGCGAACCUAGAUCUGCGCCACAUUUUGGCGAUAAAUGUACAUCUGAUUUGCUAGUGACUGUACAAUGUCAUCCUCCAGGCUGUCGCUAUCAACUUUGAUAUGGCGGCAUGAAAUGUAUUGUUCUCGGACACUUAACGCAUCUACCGAGUCUACUUUCAUA